AUGCGUUUCUUUUGUUUAUUUGUGUUUGUGAUUGCUUGUGUUAAUGCUGCACCGAAACUAAGUGCGGUGUUCAAUCCAGCUUUUGAUCCAGGCUAUAAUGAAUAUUAUGAUCGUCCAAAGUAUACCUAUAAUUAUGGAGUUGCAGACCCCUCUACUGGGGACGUAAAGUCCCAACACGAGACAAGAGAUGGAGAUGUUGUCAAGGGCCAGUACUCUCUUGUGGAGCCAGAUGGCUCAAUAAGAACAGUAGACUACACUGCAGACUCAAUACACGGCUUCAAUGCUCUGGUUUCCAAGAGCAGUCCUAGUCUACACGUGACCCCACAAAUCCAUCGACAGCCGAUACAGCCCGUCAUACAAUAUGUCGCGAAACCUGUGGCCGUACCUGUACAAGUGCAGAAACAAUUUAUACCCGAAGUUUAUCCGUCCGCCUCACCAUUUUUAUAUCCGAAAAUAGGUGCCAUUCAGUUUCCCGAAUAUGAUAAUUUCGACGGCUUUGAUGGACCACCUCAACAAUAUUACUGA
This is a messenger RNA of Pieris macdunnoughi, 525 nucleotides long. The record is from the annotation of a GenBank genome assembly. NCBI's taxonomy places the organism in Eukaryota, Metazoa, Arthropoda, Insecta, Lepidoptera, Pieridae.